AUGCUAACAAGAAAGAUUAAGCUUUGGGACAUUAAUGCCCAUAUAACCUGUCGUCUGUGCAAUGGAUACCUGAUUGAUGCUACUACUGUAACAGAAUGCUUACAUACUUUCUGUAGAAGCUGCCUAGUGAAGUAUUUGGAGGAAAACAACACCUGUCCAACCUGUAGGAUUGUUAUACAUCAGAGCCACCCGUUACAGUAUAUUGGUCAUGACAGAACAAUGCAAGAUAUUGUUUACAAACUUGUGCCAGGCCUCCAAGAAGCGGAAAUGAAAAAGCAAAGGGAGUUUUAUCACAAACUGGGCAUGGAAGUUCCAGGGGAUAUCAAAGGGGAGACGUGUUCUACAAAACAACAUCUAGAGUCCCAUCGAAAUGGUGAAACUAAAACAGAUGAAAAUUCAAACAAAGAAACUUCUGAGGAAAAACAGGAAGAAGAUAAUGACUACCACCGAAGUGACGAACAGGUAAGCAUCUGCUUGGAAUGCAAUAGCAGCAAAUUGCGUGGAUUGAAACGAAAAUGGAUUCGCUGCUCAGCACAAGCAACAGUCUUGCAUCUAAAAAAGUUCAUUGCCAAAAAACUUAACCUUUCUUCUUUUAAUGAGCUGGACAUAUUAUGCAAUGAAGAGAUUCUUGGCAAGGACCACACGCUCAAGUUUGUAGUUGUUACUAGAUGGAGAUUUAAGAAAGCACCUCUACUGCUACAUUACAGACCCAAAAUGGACUUGCUGUAAGAGAACUUUAUUGUCCUCCUGGACAGAGUAUUUUGCAGAGAAUAUCAUCUGGCACCUUCUUAGUGCAUCACUAAUCACAUGACACAAACCAGCUGAAUUUUGGAAGACUGUAGUGCUUUCAUAGCGUUCUUCUGAAUAUUUCUUCUAAGGAUGUGUUACCUAGAUUUCUGGACAGAAACUAUUUAUACUUUUUUUGUAUGGAAGGAAGAAGUCGCAACUCAACAAGACACUACCAGCACUAAGUUUACAGAUACUGAAAUCACUUCACAGUUCCAUGUAGCUCAGACUGAUUUAUCUCUUACAGUUACAAAAAAAUAAGUUAGAAUGUUGUGGGAUGAUUUUGAGAUGUUGCUUUUGACACCAAGUUUCAUUUAGUUGCUUUUCACAUUCUGAAUCUUUAAAAACUAUAUUUUUACAAAGUGUUGUUGUCUUAUAUAGUAUGCCUGAUUGCAUUUGCUU
Molecule: messenger RNA, 1188 nt
Organism: Pterocles gutturalis (yellow-throated sandgrouse)
Lineage: Eukaryota; Metazoa; Chordata; Aves; Pterocliformes; Pteroclidae
Gene: PCGF3
Product: polycomb group ring finger 3
Exons: 8
Coding region: 1-729 (242 amino acids)
Biological process (GO): regulation of transcription by RNA polymerase II
Cellular component (GO): PRC1 complex
Source: RefSeq, a predicted model, not a curated record